Molecule: messenger RNA, 2194 nt
Organism: Eublepharis macularius
Lineage: Eukaryota; Metazoa; Chordata; Lepidosauria; Squamata; Eublepharidae
Gene: AKTIP
Product: AKT interacting protein
Exons: 10
Coding region: 101-1102 (333 amino acids)
Source: RefSeq, a predicted model, not a curated record
CAGGAACGCGCUUGUUGGAACUGACAGCCCGGCCUGCGCUGGUGGCUCUCCGCGCUGGAGGUUGCAGGUCUGCCGCGGGGGUGAGAGGUGGACUUGACCUAUGACAAAAGUGGGCACCAAGUUGAUGACUUCACCUUAUGUUUCCAGGAUAGACAGCAACUUCAGAAAGCUGGUCAGUUGGAGGCAUAGAAAUAUUUACCAUCCUCUCCCGGGAAGGCACGGUAUGAAUACUUUCUGGAGCAUGUCUACGAGUUCUGCGCGCAAGAGGCCUGAAACAGAAGAAAAAACACUGGCAGGCGAGCUGAAGAAUAGCCCUCCACGCACCGCUCCCAAAAAACAGCUGCCUACUAUUCCCAAAAAUGCCGUGCCGAUGACCAAACCUGCUUCUCCGGCCCUUUCCGCGCAGUCUACAAACGGAACUCAUGCCUCUUACGGGCCUUUCUACCUGGAGUACUCUCUGCUGGCAGAAUUCACUCUGGUUGUGAAACAGAAGCUGCCGGGGGUCUACGUGCAGCCUUCUUACCAAUCAGCAUUAAUGUGGUUUGGAGUAAUAUUCAUAAGGCAUGGCCUGUAUCAGGACGGCGUGUUCAAAUUCACAGUCUACAUCCCUGACAACUACCCAGAUGGUGACUGCCCGCGCCUGGUCUUUGAUCUGCCCAUCUUCCAUCCACUAGUUGACCCUGUAUCAGGAGAACUGGAUGUGAAAAGAGCCUUUGCCAAGUGGAGGCGGAACCAUAACCACAUAUGGCAAAUCCUGAUGUAUGCGCGCAGAGUUUUUUACAAGAUUGACACUGCCAGCCCUCUAAAUCCUGAAGCUGCUGUAUUAUACGAAAAGGACAUCCAGCUUUUCAAAAGCAAGGUGGUCGACAGUGUCAAGCUAUGCAGCAGUCACUUAUUUGAUCCACCGAAAAUAGAAGAUCCCUAUGCAAUUAGUUUUUCACCGUGGAAUCCAGGUAUACAUGACGAAGCUAGAGAGAAGAUGUUAAGCCAGAAGAAGUCAGAGGAUCAACAGUGCAAAAGUAUGCAAGUGUCUGGCCUCUCGUGGGUGAAGCCUGGCUCAGUCGAGCCUUUCAGCAAAGAGGAGAAAACUUUGCCUACUUAACUCCUGUGGAUGGGGGGAAAAAGCACUCAACACUUUCUGCAGAAUAAGGGAAUGUAAUGGAGAGCCAGAUGGCAAAGCGGUGGAUUUUUUUCCUUCUUGACUUUGGAUUAGUAUAGAGUAAAACGCCAGCGGCGCCUCAAGUAAACCUGCUGAAAUGGAUUGGCUUGGACUCCUUUUGAUGUUUUUACACACGUGUUGUUUUAACUGCAGCCUGCAAGUCGGAAGUAGCUCGAAACUUGGCCGGGCUUUUGCUAGCGAAGUCCAGCUUGGGUGGUUAAUACCUCAGGUUCUUGUACGCUGAGGUUCUUAAGUGGGUUACUUUUUAAGCUUUUUUUUUUUUUUAAAAAAAAAAUUUCCUUCCAGGACUAGGUGUUUUUUUUUUUUUAACUUAAUACACCGGGCAGGAGAUACUUUGUUCCAGAGGUAAUCUGUGUUUAUGUAAACUAAUAUAGCAGAGUAAAAUACUAUAUUUAAAAACUUUUAAAUGCAUUUGGUUUCUAUUGUAAAUACAUUAGGAUAUGGAAUUUGUAAAUAGUGGUUUUCAGAUUCCUUGCUGCCCCUAAAAGGGCAAGAAGGCUGAGAUUGGCAUGUAUGAUGAUGUGUAAGCUGAUUUUCAGUGUUGUCACUAUAGGCUGCCUUUUACCAUAGCUUUACCCCUAUCUUCAGAUCCACAAUACAAUUGCCUGCAAGCAUCGUAUUUCGGGGCGAGGAGGCGGAUGUUUCUCACUGCAAAGACGCACACUUGGCAAACGUUUCAGACAGUCAAGAGAAUACAUUUCCCCCCCUCCCUGGGCAAUGUUUGCACGCAUCUUAAAAUGCUGGUCUUGAGAUGUGCUAGAUCUAUAGUAAGAGGCAGCCUUAAAUCGCUCAUUAGUCAGGCAGGACAACAGAUUGUGCUGGGGCGUGUGGGUGGGUGGGUGGUUACCAGGUUUCGUAUGACUAGAACAAAGAUCAGAACUCUCUAAUAUAGUUCUAAUAGUUAAUAAUUAAUAAAAUCUUAGAGGAUCUGGGUAGCUUCCCAUAGUGAUAACAGUACAGGCUGAUGUGACUAAUGCGUCUCCAUAGUGGCAUCUUAAAAAAAUAAAAGACCAG